Messenger RNA from Anopheles nili, 3329 nucleotides. RefSeq names its product Na(+)/H(+) exchange regulatory cofactor NHE-RF2. Gene Ontology annotation, biological process: protein localization to plasma membrane. NCBI's taxonomy places the organism in Eukaryota, Metazoa, Arthropoda, Insecta, Diptera, Culicidae. The coding region runs from base 18 to 926 and encodes 302 amino acids. The record is from RefSeq and is a predicted model, not a curated record. Gene Ontology annotation, molecular function: protein binding; protein-membrane adaptor activity. The transcript has a single exon. Gene Ontology annotation, cellular component: apical plasma membrane.
UUUACCGGUGCGAAGAAAUGUCGUCCAAGAGCAACAGCACGGCAUCGAACGGUUCCACGGCCACGGCACCCGUGGCAGGAAUGGCCAAGUACGAGCCCCGCAUGUGCCACGUGGUGAAGCGAGCUGAUUUUGACGGGUACGGGUUUAACCUGCACGCUGAGAAGGGUCGUCCUGGUCAGUACAUCGGCAAGGUGGACGAUGGAUCACCGGCGGAAGCGGCAGGUUUGCGGCAGGGUGAUCGCAUAAUCGAAGUCAACGGACAGAACAUCACGACCGAAACGCACAAAAAGGUGGUCGAGUUGAUCAAAGCCGUGCCGAACGAGACGCGCCUGUUGGUGAUCGACCCGCGGGCUGACGCAAACGAUCUGAAGCUGGCCCUGGCGAAGGCGGCCGCUGGAACGGUCGGGAACGGGGCGGCACCUAACAACAACAAUAACAACAACAGCAACGGAACGAGCAAUGGACACCAUGAAAGCAACGGCAACGGCAACGGCACGCCAAACGGUGUGAGCAAGGAAAAUGGUCAGCGAAAGGACUCGAAGGAAGGAAGCGCGAAGGUGGAGGACAAGCACAACAACAACAACAAUAACAACCACCAUCACAACCAUAGCAAUGGCAACGGAACGGCCGCCCCAGAGUCACCGGUGAUGGAGAAGAUCAUAGAUGACACGAAGAAGGUCCUUACUGUGACGGAUGGGGCAGCGGUGGGCAAGAUGGCGCUGAACGGCACGACCCCAGCCACCCCGAAUGGUCUUCCAGCGACGGGGGAACAGAACAAAACGACAGCACCGGCCGAGGGCAUGAAGCUUAACCUCUCGAUGACGGCGGCGGAGAUGCGGGCAAAGCUGGCCGCACGCAAAAAGUACGACCCCAAGAACGAGGUGUGCGAUCUGCGCAAGAAGUACGACAUCAUACAGAAAAUGUAAAAUGGCGCAUCGGACCCGGCACCAGUUUCGGACAGCUCGCAUUUCCGCUUAGUUCCACCCACACUUCCCGAGGCACAGGCUUUUAUCAAGAUAGUGUAGUUUAUCGCGUGCAAACCAGCGAGAAGGCCAUCCCGUCAUCCCUUUUUGCAGGCACGUCCGUCCGUAACGACGGAUCACCGAACGCGUUGUCCCAGCAGAUCCCGGGGGAGGCGAUACGGGCAGAAAGUGAAAGCAGCUUAUUUACGGCCGGAUGUUCUGAGGUCGGAAUCUCGUCGUCGAGCGGCGGGUUUCGGGGGCUGCCUUUCGGAAGUUGUUGCGAUGCUGCUCCGGUCACCGGCGGCUUUACCAUUAGCGGUAAACAACAAGGGGUUGAUGUGGACACACACGGGGGUUUAACGGCUAUUUAUUCACAACUCCCACUCGCUCGCUCGGGACGAGUUUGUGCAACACUUUUACCGCCCUAUUGCAACGUUUACAUUUCUCACUUGACUGUUUGAGCAGCCGGGGGCUUAUUUGUUUGGAUACACACCGGUGGUUUAGGAAGUGUGCGGCAAAAUAAUAGUGCAACGAUCAAACAAAACACGCCGUAGAAGUGUCCUAGGUGGAGCUUUUCUUGGGACAAACAUUGUGUGUGCCUGUGAGUGUGAUAAUGUGUGUUUAGGGGAUACUUGAUAGAAAAAGGCGAAACGCCACAAUUAAAGCAAGGCGAUACCAACCGACGCUGGUUGAUGAUGCGUUCGGAAAAGAUUAGCGAUAGAGCGGAUUGUUUUAUGGGUUUCCGGAAAGAAGGGCCAUCGCGCGAGAGGGCCUCCUGUUUGCUUAUCGUCUCGUCUGGCAAGGUCGUGAUUGAUCGAGCUAAAUUGUACCAGAAACGGGUGUUUAUAAGGUUCCAUUUUAUGUUGUGAUGAACCCAGCAAAGGGUGCGUGGUUACCCUGUACCCUUUCCUAUUGACCUUUGAAGCUGUACCAUAAAACGAUUCACCUAGGCGUAAGGGCCAAAAGCCGUACAUUGCAAGGCACUCGAGGGGAACCGUAGAAACAUUGGCUGUUGAGGUGACCAAUCGCGACGACAUAAAGCCGGGGACAACUUGGUUUUGCAACGCAGUUUGUACUGUUGCUGUUGCUGCUAUCACAACACGUCGUGUAUCGCCUGAUAACACCGGCACAUAAAUAUCCACCUUCACACAACUAUCAGCACGCCUUUAUGAUCGGAUCGAUAGAUAAGCACAAAACGUUGAUAACUCAGUUGCGGCGACAGGUGUGACCAGGAAAAAUUAAUUGAUUUUCUGCUCUCGCACAAAACCGGUGAGCUCAUUUUUUUCCCCUCACACACUUAACACAUUCGCACUUAUCGCGUCUGAGCGGCCAGUUGAUUUGUUUGAGCGAUAAGAGCACGAAAAAUGAAAAUUGCCUGGCGAUCUCGAAGCGCUCCAUCGAAAUGAGGGAAACACUUUUUAGAGUUGUGCCUUUGUUUUGCCGUUCUGAAAAAAAAAAUCAUCCAUACUUUUUGAAAGUAUUCCAUUGCUUCUUGUAGUACGCCAUUACUAGCGUAUUAGUUUAGUACUGUUGCAAAAUUCAAAUUCAAUGUGCCGCUUCCUCGUUGUGUAGCAUUUAAUCACUCGCGUGUUGAUCUACCAUAUAAUGUCGUGAGAACUUAAGGUUGUAUGAAAGAGAUGAAAGUUAAAGAAGGAGUAAGAUAAACAAUCAUAAAAAUGCAAAAAUUGUUUUAAAAAUUUGCAGGAAUCGAAACGCAAGAAAAAGAAACAGGUUACAGAGAGUAAGAAAGGAUCAAAUGGAAUAAGUAUGCGUGUGCCAAAAUUUUCCGACUCGCCCCUCGUCCAGCACUCUGAAUUGGUUGUAACUUUUUUUAAUACUACGAUCCUGUCGUAGCUUCUUAAGUUUUUGGUUUGUUAGUAUGCAUUUUUCUUUGCAUUACGGAAGUUUACGUUUAGUUAGCGUUAGUUAUUGCUAGUUUGUAGCCGUUUUGAAACGCCGGCACAUUUGCCCUCAGACACUCGUAAGUGAUGGUGAGGCGAAAACAACAUGUAAAUUCUAGUUUCACGUCUACACCAUCCGUGUGAAUUUGUAGAUCAGAGUGUAAAGGAAACACUGAAGGAAAUAGAAGCACCAGAUACAGCUAGGAUGCGGUUAAAUACAACUAAAUGCAGCAAGCGAAAUCAUAGAAUAUAUAGACGAACGAAUGAAAAGGAGAUGAAUUAUAACGAUAUUUUGCACAUAUUGCAAAGCCAAUGUAAUAAGUAGAAUAAAGUAUUUAUGAAAUAAGCGAACUUCCGAUUCAUUACACUGCUUUUUGUGACAUUGAAUGAGAAAUCAGAACUAGAAAGAAAAAAAGUUUCUAGAACCUUUUCUUCCAUAAACAUUCCACAGGUUACUGAAUUUGAA